This is a messenger RNA of Mercenaria mercenaria, 2514 nucleotides long. Its product is annotated as 3-[(3aS,4S,7aS)-7a-methyl-1,5-dioxo-octahydro-1H-inden-4-yl]propanoyl:CoA ligase-like. The record is from RefSeq and is a predicted model, not a curated record. The coding region runs from base 37 to 1785 and encodes 582 amino acids. The transcript has 2 exons. NCBI's taxonomy places the organism in Eukaryota, Metazoa, Mollusca, Bivalvia, Venerida, Veneridae.
AAUGUGUGUUAAUUUUGUACGUUAAUUUGAGCACAGAUGAACAGUUUCAAAGAGCGACUUCACGUGAAAAGUAAAAUGGAGGGUAUUUUCACGAAGAGUUAUGUUAAAAUUGACUGUCCUCCAUUUGAAUUAAAGCACAAAACGAUUCCGGAGGCAAUAAAGUAUUACUCAGAGACAAAAGGAGACGGUGAAUCUAUUAUUUUUGUGUCCACGGACGGAAGUCGCGAUGUUGUUACGUGGUCGGAGCUUUACCAAAAGUCUUGCAAAGUGGCAAAGUCGUUGAUCAAUUUAGGCAUUCGAAGAAAGGAAAUUAUUGCUAUAAAUUUGCGUUGCUGUCCUCAAUGGUUGUAUGCUACAUUCGGAGUAAUGAUGGCUGGAGCAAUUCCUGUCAGCAUAACGUUUACGUACACAGAUGGAACCGACCUUAUCACGUUGAUGGAAAAGCUGGAGAAAUGUUCGUUGCUAAUUCUAGAUCCUGGAUUAGAAAGCAUUAACUGGAACAUUCUUCGUAAGCUUCUUGACGAUUAUAAAGCGGAUAGUAAAGUUCAAAGUAAGAAAAUGCCUUACUUGAGACAUGUGUUAGGUGUUGCGUUCGACAGAGAGACCGAUGCCUCCACCGUCAAGGACUUCAGAGACCUUCUAGAGGAAGAUUAUCCUGACAUAGAACUUCCCGAGAUAGAUCCUAACGAAUUUUCCGGACUAUUUCAAACAUCGGGAAGUACUGGAGUGCCUAAACUUGUGGCGCACGUGCAUAAAAGCUUAAUGAAGUUAGCAGAAUCACAUACAUUUGAGUCGCUAGAAGACAAGUUUAUCCAGUUUAACGACCGACCUUUUAACUGGGGUGGAGGUUAUCCAAGUUCCGUUCUGACCGGUCAAACAAGGGUGACAUUUUCCGAGUUUUGUGAUCCACCAAAGGACAGGAUUUCAUUCAUGAUUGAAGUUAUAGAAAGAGAAAGAUGUUCCAUGGUAUUUGCUCUACCCCCUUUGAUGCACGAGCUAAUUAAAAGACAGGACAAUUUACCCGACGAUUGGCCUGUGGAAGCUAUUUUAACCGCAGGACAACCUCUUACGAGCUGGCUUGCUGCUUGUGUUGGUAAAGCUUGCAAAUAUCUUCUGUGCAUCUAUGGUGGGACAGAAUGUGUUGGUGUGACGGAGGCGAAAAUUACGGACCCAAAUGAUUUCGUUGAAUUUGGAUGCGGAAAGGCGGUGAAUUAUCCUGGACUGGAAGUGAAAAUUGUUGACGAAAAUGGUGAAAUUGUUCCUGUCAGCCAUCGAGGAGAAAUAUAUGUUAGAUCUGAACUUAUGUUUAAGGAAUACUUUAAUGAUCCUGAAAAAACAAAAGCGGUUAAAACCCCAGACGAAUGGUAUAAAACAGACGACAUCGGCCGGAUGACGGAACACGGUCAAUUCUUUGUAGAGGGUCGGAAAUCAAACAUGAUUAUUUCGGGCGGUUUUAACGUAGCUCCUGAAAUCCUUGAAAACGUCAUGAAAACUUUUCCUGGUAUCGAUUUAGUAGUCAUAGUACCAGUUCCAGACGAUGUAUACUAUCAGGUUUUGUGCGCAUGCAUGAUAAGAAAACAAGGAUUUAAAGUAGCCGAAACAGAUGUCCAAACGUAUUGCCGUGAAUAUCAUGCGAAUAAACCAGGGCUUUUCACCGUUCUUCCUAAAUUUUACAUGUUUUUUGAGAAGUUUCCUGAAACAAGAAGUGGCAAAACGCAUCGGAAAGAGUUAGAGAGACUAGCAUUACAGCGUUUUGGACCUUCAGAAGACAUAUGUCUAAAUUGAAAAAAAAAAAAAAAGACAUACACUUAUUGAUAGUACAUAAUGUUAAUAGACAGAAAAAACGAUUACGUGUGAGUGUUGAGAAUAGUACGGUUCAUAAAGAAAACAGAUGACGAGUAAACAAAAAAGUGCUUUGUGACUACACAAUGCGAAUAUGCAUUUUCUGUUUUGUUUUAUAGUGACAUGAUAUCAUUACUGUAUAAGAAAUAGUUGAAAUACUGGUCACUCAUUGUUUUUCCUACCUUAAUGCAGAAACUAUUAUCAUUAUUAUUAUUAUUAUUAUUAUUAUUAUUAUUAUACCAGAUUUAUAUAGCGCCCUUUUUAUGAUAAACACGUUCAAAGGCGCUUUACAUAUAGUUAACGCAGACAUAAAGGGCGCGUAAUUCAUCCUCUACUAGUACUAGUACAGCCACAGAGCGAUCUGACCAAAGGGACAGAAUGAGAUAAAGCCCCAAGAACAGAUAGAGAUACAGAUAUGCAGAUACAGGGCUGUCCGGCUAACUUAGCCGAGCUCCUUGCAAAUAGACAGUCUGUUUCUUUAACGUGCCCAAUUUAUAGCAUCGAUAUACGCAAGGCGUCUUUCCUGGGAAGAACUAGUACAGGUCUCUUAGUUAGGUGGCAUCUAAGACAUUUCCAGUGCCUGGACCGGGAUUUGAACCCCGGGCCUCUUGAUUUGGCAGUAAAGCGUGUUACAACUAGACCACUGGCCCACUUAUAAACUAAAAACUUGUA